UUGUCAACAGGUCAAGAAGAUUAUGACAGACUUAGACCCCUGAGUUAUCCACAAACAGACGUAUUUCUAGUCUGUUUCUCCGUCGUAUCACCUUCGUCUUUUGAAAAUGUGAAGGAAAAGUGGGUACCAGAGAUAACUCACCAUUGUCAGAAAACUCCGUUUUUACUCGUUGGAACGCAAAUUGAUUUGCGGGAUGAUGCUGCGACGAUUGAAAAAUUAGCUAAAAAUAAACAGAAGCCAAUAACAGGUGAACAGGGAGAGAAACUUGCUAGGGAACUCAAAGCAGUCAAAUAUGUAGAAUGCAGUGCUUUAACACAGAAAGGGUUGAAGAAUGUAUUCGACGAAGCAAUAUUGGCAGCACUGGAGCCACCAGAAGUCGUCAGAAGAAGGAAGUGUGUCGUCUUGUAGGGUGUUUACUUAGACUGCUGUUGAACUCCCAUAAAUAAACAUACAAAAAAUGCAUUAAAAAACACAAUUGGCUCGUGCAUACCUGCCAAAAAACACUGUAAGUCUCAAUAAUGCAUUGCACAUUACGAAUUGAUUAAGCAGUUGAAGAAAACAAACACAUGAUGGAAAAAAGACAUUGAUAUGUAUGAAGUAUGCGAUGCCCAGAUCAUCAUAGUUAUGUAUAAAUACAAUUUUUCGACAUUUCCUUGAAAAACUCAAAUUUAUUCAGUUUCUUAUGAUCAUAAAAAGUUUCUCUUCAUCCUUCCUGGCCUCCGUGAAUCUUUAGAAAGUCACGUGAAUUUAAAAGAUUGUGCCAUAUCUACCUCAACGUGCACGUAUGGGCUGGGAAAAAUUCGGAAUUAUCAUUCAAAUUUUUCAUUUCAAAGUUUGAUUUUGCUCCUCACAAAGAGAUAAAUCCAUAAAAAUCGUGUCAUUUGGUCAAGAGGCAUCAAAGAUUUGGCAAAGUUUUUAUUCCAUUUGUUUUACUCCUCAUCGCCUUUUAUGUCAUUCAAUCGUAACAAUAACGUCAAUUCCAAAUCAUGUUCUACCGUUGUAUGGGUAAUAAAAAUGAAAUUCAUGGAAGAAUGAAGAAAAGGAUAGUUUUUUCUAAAUUGAGGAAUUAAUUUGCGCGAUUGAGUUGUUUUCUCAUUUAACACGUGGAAUAGAAACUUGACAUGAAACGUUUUUUUAUAAGGCGAUAACGUAAUUUGAAUCACACGCAUUGUCGAUUAUUACUGAAAUCCUUAUUACGGAUUGCAUAAAACGAGGGAAUGUAUAAAAAACAUGCAGAAAAAAAAUUAGAUUAGAGACAAGAAAAAAGCGGAUUGAAAAACAAAAACAUACUAUUUCUGGGAGUAAUUUUCCAAUCACUUCGAUAUAUUUAAUAAAUAAAUAAGGCAUUUUUAAUCAUAAGUUGCUAAUGUGAAUUUUUUAAUAAAUUGGUCUUCGAAAAAUU
Molecule: messenger RNA, 1402 nt
Organism: Diachasma alloeum
Lineage: Eukaryota; Metazoa; Arthropoda; Insecta; Hymenoptera; Braconidae
Gene: Cdc42
Product: cdc42 homolog
Exons: 3
Biological process (GO): small GTPase-mediated signal transduction
Molecular function (GO): GTP binding; GTPase activity
Source: RefSeq, a predicted model, not a curated record